AUGUGGCGAAAUGAGCAGGCCGAGCCCCGAGCACCGCCAGAGCACCGCGAGCUAGCGCGAGCUACGUACCGCGAGAGACCGCGCACACUUACUCCGCGCACCCGCCGGCUUCGGCUUCGACUGAUCCCCGACGCUUUCUGACGCUUUUGCUCUCCGACUCUCAUCUUUCUCAUCUUCUCACUCUGUACUCUCUACUCUCCACUCUCCACUCUCCACUCUCCAAUCCUCCGUUCCUGCUGACUCAUUUUCCUAUCACAGGUGAGCUCUUGGGUGCUGCAUGGCUAGCAUUCUCCUCACCGACCCUGUGCAUGCUGGAUGUAUGCGCGCCUGCCCGCGGGUUGAGGACGUCACCUGACAUGAUGCGACCGCGCCGGCCCCGUGCAUACUCGAGCUUGAGUUGCGAGCAGUUCUGACCCUGAACGCCCUUCCGACUCCCUUGUCACCGCACAGACAAACAACAUGGGCAUAUUUGACCUCGAAUCGCAGUUCACGUUCUACGUAAGCCACCCUUUAAAGCACUGUCCCGUUGAUUCAGAUUAGCUGAGAGCUGAUUGGCGCUUCAACUUCCGCGUGAUAUGCAAAGGGGUCCUACCAUACCAACAAGGUAGACCAAAGUCAUCGUUCUUCUGGAUGUUCCUCCUACUGAACCCCCUUGUCCAUCCGCCGCUAGAUCAAUGUCCUAAUUCACAUCGUCUGCGUGCCCAUGAUCCUCUUCACCGCGCUCAUCCUCACCCACGGCCUGUCGAACCACACCUUCUUUCGCUUCCAAGUCCCUCUCCCCGCUCAACUUGGCUUUGGGAAGGAGAUUGACGUUCGAGCGACUUUCCCAUUCCUCUAUGCCGCCGGUAAUGCCCUCUACUUCACUAUUCUCGAACCCGUCGCUGGUGUGAGUGGUUGAGCAGAGUUUUUCUUUCAAUCGCAUGAUUCUGGCGAGACCGAGCAUUAUCACUGACCCGAGAUACACUAUUCAGAUGCUCUAUGCUCCCGUAUUGUUGACGAUGGGUCACAUGUCGAACGUGCUCUACGACACGCGAAGUGAUGCGAUGCAAAAGGCGACUGUCGUCUUUGUCGCGUCCUGGAUCGCUCAAUUCAUUGGCCACGGCAAGGUAGGAUUGUCUUCUUCGCUACACCAAUAUACUGAGGACUGACGGAUGAGUUCGUUCCUACUGGGAUGUGCAGUUCGAAGGCCGUGCGCCAGCGCUCUUCAACAGCUUAUUCCAAUCCCUCGUGCUCGCCGUAAGUUUUCUGUGAUCAGGGUCAAUCUUGGCUCUUGCCCCUGCAGCCCAUUCAUCAUGGCACACCUUUUCACAUCCGCAGGUCUUCUUCGUCUGGCUCGAACUCCUCUUCUUUCUCGGAUAUCGACCCGAACUGCACAAGAAGUUGCAAAAUUCGAUCGGUCGUUCGGUGCUCGCUUAUCGCCAGAGCCUCAAGAAGGGAAACUGA
Molecule: messenger RNA, 1443 nt
Organism: Microbotryum saponariae
Lineage: Eukaryota; Fungi; Basidiomycota; Microbotryomycetes; Microbotryales; Microbotryaceae
Source: the annotation of a GenBank genome assembly